CUGUGUACCAAAGAAAUGGUGAUGGAGAAGCCAAGUCCCCUGCUCGUAGGGCGGGAGUUCGUGAGACAGUACUACACUCUGCUAAAUAAAGCUCCUGACUUCUUGCACAGGUUUUAUGGCAGGAAUUCUUCUUACGUCCAUGGAGGACUGGAUGCCAGUGGGAAACCGCAAGAAGCAGUGUACGGUCAAGCUGAGAUACACAAGAAAGUGAUGUCAUUACAGUUCAGCGAAUGCCACACCAAGAUUCGUCACGUGGAUGCUCACGCUACUCUGAGUGAUGGGGUGGUUGUGCAAGUAAUGGGAGAGCUGUCGAACAACGGGCAGCCGAUGAGGAAGUUCAUGCAGACUUUUGUGCUUGCUCCAGAAGGUUCUGUUCCAAACAAGUUCUAUGUCCAUAACGAUAUCUUCAGAUAUGAAGAUGAAGUAUUUGGGGAUUCAGAAGGAGAACUCGAUGAAGAGUCUGAGGAAGAGGUGGAAGAGGAGCAGGAGGAAAGACAACCAUCACCUGAACCUGUGCAAGAGAACGCAAGCAGUACUUACUACGAAAGCCAUCCUGUAACCAAUGGGAUAGAGGAGGCGCUAGAAGAAUCGUCUCAUGAACCUGAGCCGGAACUGGAAUCUGAAACGAAAGCCGAGGAGCUGAAAGCUGAAGUAGAAGAAAAGACUCUUGAGGAGCUAGAAGAGAAGUCUCCAUCUCCGCCUCCUGUAGAACCUGUCUCACUACCACAAGAACCACCAAAGGCUUUCUCUUGGGCUUCAGUGACCAGUAAAAACCUGCCUCCUAGUGGUACUGUUUCUUCCUCUGGAAUUCCACCCCAUGUUAAAGCACCAGUCUCACAGCCGAGAGUUGAAACUAAACCCGAAGCUCAGUCUCAGCCUCCUCGUGUACGUGAACAGCGUCCCAGGGAAAGACCGGGUUUCCCACCCCGAGGACCUCGACCAGGGAGAGGAGACAUGGAACAGAACGAGUCGGAUAACCGUCGAAUAAUUCGCUAUCCGGACAGCCACCAGCUCUUUGUUGGGAACUUGCCGCAUGAUAUCGAUGAGAGCGAACUGAAAGAGUUCUUCAUGAGCUUUGGAAACGUGGUAGAACUUCGCAUAAAUACUAAAGGAGUGGGAGGAAAACUGCCUAAUUUUGGUUUCGUGGUAUUUGACGAUUCUGAGCCGGUCCAGCGAAUUUUGGUUGCAAAACCUAUUAUGUUCCGGGGUGAGGUGCGCUUGAACGUAGAAGAGAAAAAAACAAGAGCCGCUCGUGAAAGAGAGACCCGAGGCGGAGGAGAUGAUCGUAGGGAUAUUCGUCGCAAUGAUAGAGGCCCUGGGGGUCCCCGUGGAAUAGUGGGUAGUGGCAUGAUGCGAGACCGUGACGGAAGAGGACCCCCUCCGAGAGGCGGCUUGGCACAAAAACUGGGCUCUGGACGAGGAACCGGGCAAAUGGAAGGCCGUUUCACUGGACAGCGUCGCUGAAAUCUCCACUGUGGGCAGACAGUCUUGGCAGUGGUACAUUAUCCAUCGUGUUUGCAUUCUUGUUAAUUUUUUUUGGCUUUGGAAUGUGACACAGCCCUUCUGAUCAUUUCUUUGAUGUGAAAGCAUCCUUUGGUUUCCAGUUUAAAUUGAGGUGGACGUUCUUUCCCCAGUUUCACAACAGGAGUCACACUGUUAAUUUAUAAAUGUAGACUUGGAGAAUUGAGGACUGAAAAAAAAAAAAAAAAAAAAAAAAAAGAAAAAAAAGACCGGUUAACUAUCUGCAACACAAGUGAACUAAAGGACAUGCCCAAUAGAAUUCAGGUCCUUGCAGUCAAAAACCCUCUGCUGCACAUUUUGUGUACGUGUUACUGUUUCUGCCUAUUACUGUUGAAAACACAAAUAGUGCAAUUUGUGCAAUUGGAGAAGCUUGCCUUUUUUUUUUUUUCCUUCUUAGAACACUCGGCUCCAAACAAACUCGUGUUUACGCGCUCAUCAAAAUGCACUAAUGGGUACUCUGAACUCAUUUAUAUUGACAUCUGCAGGAGGCAUCGGAGGGAAAAAAAAAACCUUCAUCCUCUUACUCAGACAGAAUAGCUUGUGAAACGAUGCGGGCAUCUGAUCUGCUUGCUGUGACCAACAUAUGUACACACACAACCCUUAAUAAGACUGCGAGGUUAUUCCAGAAGGAAUCCAUUUAGCUGUAAAGUAAACAGAACCCAGAGUUUCAAAGUCGUAGCCCUGAGUACGCGACAAGUUUGAUAGCUCACGUCAGAUUUUUCUAUCUGCCCCUCUUCAGUACAGGGAUGGCUGCUCAACACACUCCUCCUUCCCCUUUCCCCUUCGAUAAGCAUUGUACAGUGGAAUUUGUCUUGACUGUAUUUGAGUUCUCUGGUAAUGUAAUAAGCAUGAUGGUGCCUUCUAUGAAUACAUCAUUCCAGUCUCGCUGGUGAUUUUGUACAGUAUCGUGUAUGAAUUACUGUGCUGCAAAGCCAAUCGGCUGCAAAGCAUUUAAAGGAAAUCAUUGAAAAAUUGUAUUAAAAAAAAUUGCAGUAUCUUUCAAUCAGUAAACGUUGCUAAAAUUAUCAUCCACCUUGCUCUUGAAUUAUCAAGUUCGCCUGU
This is a messenger RNA of Nipponia nippon (crested ibis), 2583 nucleotides long. NCBI's taxonomy places the organism in Eukaryota, Metazoa, Chordata, Aves, Pelecaniformes, Threskiornithidae. The record is from RefSeq and is a predicted model, not a curated record.